AUGGAGAAUUCAAGCAACCUCGAGAAACAACCCGAAACUUCAACUGAACAAACUCAAUUCACCCCGACUCCUACACAGCCAUCACCCAACACCUUUAUACCGUCUGAACAACAACCACAAACCACCCAAGCUGCUUCUCCACUUCCAUCUAUACCACCACCACCAUUCCCGGAUUUAGACAACAUGCCACCCCUCACAACUCAACCAAUAUCAUUCCAAUACCCAACAUACACCCAAACUUCUAGCAUUCAACAUUCUUCACCAUACGUGAGGAUCGUUGAUGAUCAGAGCACCGUCCUACCUAAUCAAGCACAACCCGUUAACUCAUCCACUUCAAUUUAUUUACCGACACAACCAUCCCAUUACCAACCAGCUCAGCAUCAACGGUUCUCUUUCAGACCUUCAAUACUUGAGCAAGGGAAUAGUCCAAGGGAUUUUGGGGAUGAUUACGAUGAGUAUGAUAAUUACGGUAAUCAAGCUGAGCGGCAAGGAAUGCAAUUGGGUAAUUACAAAGGGAAUAUGGGAUCGAGAGUAUUAGAACAGGGGAAUCAGAAUGUUUUGGGUUAUCAAACGGUUUUGCAGCAACAACAAGUUCCAUAUCAACAACCGUAG
Helianthus annuus (common sunflower) is the source of this 612-nucleotide messenger RNA. Its product is annotated as proline-rich receptor-like protein kinase PERK2. The coding region runs from base 1 to 612 and encodes 203 amino acids. The record is from RefSeq and is a predicted model, not a curated record. The transcript has a single exon. Lineage: Eukaryota; Viridiplantae; Streptophyta; Magnoliopsida; Asterales; Asteraceae.